ACAAUUUUCACAUAAAUGUGUUUGUCAAUGUUGUUUCAGCGUCAUGAGAAGUUGUGAAUAAUUGUGACUUGUGUGGAAAAAAUCAACAGAAACAGCAACGUAUACAGUUUUUCGUAAUGGCAGAAAAGAGGAAAACUAAAAAGCGCAAAGAGGAGUUCGGUGAACCGCCGGAAUCAGAGAAGGCAACCAGCGACGAAUACGCGGUUGCUAAAUGGCUAAAGGCAAACGUACCAACGAAGAAAACAAAAUUUUUGAACCAUCACGUCGAGUAUUUUACUGGCACAAAGGCAGUCGACGCAUUGUUAACAUCAAAAUGGGCAACUGGCAAGAAUCCGCUUUUCACGAAUCGUCUCGAAGUAACGGACUUUUUACAUCUAAUGCUGCUACAUAAAUUGUUCCACAGGGCUAAAAAGGUACCAGUAAGUGAGCAAGAAUUGAAGGGUAAAUCAAAGAAGAAGGACAUUGAGAAAUCAAGCAAAAGUGGAGAUGAGAAAGAUGGAGACAAAGCCAGCGCUACUGAGGGUAAAGACAAAGAGAACAAAGAGAAAGAGAAGAAGAAACGCAAGAUACGUCUCGAGAUGCAUUUGGAGCAAGUGUUCCUGGACAGUUUGGACGCGUACGUGUGGAUAUACGACCCGAUGCCGUGGUACUAUUGGGUGUGCGGGGCGCUCGUUGUGUUCGGAGUUAUCGGGGUUUGCAUGUUCCCGCUGUGGCCGGCUACUGUUAGAAAAGGCGUAUACUACCUAAGUAUCGCGGCAGCAGCUUUCCUCGUGAUGAUCAUAGUACUUGCCGUAUUACGAGUGGUCGUGUUCUGUCUGGUUUGGAUCCUAACACUAUCCAGACAUCACCUGUGGCUUCUGCCCAACCUGACCGAGGAUGUGGGCUUCUUUGCGUCCUUCUGGCCAUUGUAUAAGUACGAAUACCGCGGGCCGGGCUCCGACAGCGACAAGGCGAAAGGCAAGAAGAAACGCAAGAAAGACAAGCAGUCAGACGAUGAAAAUGAAGAAAAGACUCCGCUGAUACAAGCGGAGACUCCGCCCCCGGUCAGCGAGCCCACGCCGACCGUGGAUAGCGGGGAAAAAGAGGAACCACAAGAGCAGGAAACAUUUCCUGACUCCACAUCAGCGGAGAAACACUCAGAGUCGGACACAGACAACAGCCAACGUUCCUCAACGGACAGGGACUUUGAGAUUGUUGAAACCGCUGACUUGGAACAAGACACACACACUUAGACAUUCUUAUUUAUUUACACGGUUUGUAAAUUUAAAUCGAUUAAUAACAUGAUUCGGAGUAAAUUACUAGCACGGAGUAAAAUUUUUGGAAUUUAUUGUUCUUUUUUGUUGAUGUUAUACUAGCUGUCAAAGGAAAAUUCAUUGUUGCCGUUGCAGUGGAAUAAAAUCUAUCGUUUGUCCGGUUUCAAAACUAUAGUUCUAGCAAAUUUCAUCCAAUUUGGUUUAGUUUAGUUGUGAAAAAUGAAAACAUACAGAUAGUUUCGCAUUUAUGAUAUAUGGAAUAUCACCUAUGUUACUUAUAAAAUCAAUCUGUAUCUACAAUGUUAAAUGAUAAAAAGCGAAAGCUAUCAUAAUCAAGUAAAAAAAUUGGUUGCCUUUUGCUCCAUCGAAUAAAGAGCUUUCUUUACAUCACAAGCUAGCUAAAUUUAUAGUAAAAUAUAUAAAACUCAUUUUAUAGCAAUGGACAAAUUAUAUUAUUUUUUGAUUUAAAUUUAUGUGAGUGAACCAAUGUACUAUCUUCGGUUAUCUGUGUUAUAGGUAAAUUAUAUACAUAGUUAAAAGUAACUAUGUGACUGAGGCCUAUUUUUUUUAUUCGUGGCUUAAGCAAAUAUACCAAAUUAUUGUUAUAUAAUUUCGAAUAAAAUAUAAAUUCCAAUUCUAUACAAUCGCGGAUAUCUAUCCGUGUUUUAUGAAAGUGAUUGACAAAUAUAAAAUUAUUAAUAAUAAAUUUAUAUAUUAUAUUUUAUGUGCAGACUACCGAAGACGUUACAUGAAAUACACUGUAGAUCGGUUAGGAUACACAAAUUAGAAUAUAAUUUUAUAGUAUUUCUGACAUGGUUUCUAGUUUGAAUUUAAUUAACUAAUUAUGAAAAAAAUAAUAGGUAUUUUAUUAAUAAAUGGUGGUAGUUAAUUUUAUGAAAUUAUGUUGCAUUUCUAGUAUAAGCCUGGGGAAAUCUCUACAGCAUAAUAUCUAAUAUUAUUUAUAUUUCUAUCUCAAUUUUAUAAUAACUAAGUAUAGUUAAAAUUCAAACUAGAAACGAUACAAUGUUUUAUAAUAAUAGACGAUUUUAGAGAAAUAAUUAUAAUGCAAUUAUUUUUGCAUACUUCGUGUAUUAUUUGUAUUCGUGUCGAUCAUUUUGUGAUUUAAUAUUUUUGGUGCUGUUUUUAUUGUAGCGUUUUUACGCUUACAUGCAUUUUAUUUAGUCUGUGGACUAUAGUUUAUACUCAAAGCUUUGGAAAUUAUCUGUGAUUGACAGCCUUGUGUGAUAUGCACACUUUUUUUCUUUUCUUUUUUUUUCUAUACCUAAAAUAUAUAUUAAUAACACAUUCAACGCGUAACAUAUCAACUUAUAAAUGAAAUUGAAUACGCGUCAAAUUUUAUUUUUAUUUAUUAUUUCACAUUUUUAUAUUUAUUGAGUUUGAACUAUAGCACUGCACUCUAAUAAUCGUGUUUGUAAAUAUGUAAUUCUCUCUAGUAUCAAGAUCUAUUGGUGUUACUACAUAUUGAUCAACCAGUUUUGAUCCAAUAAAACGACAUUUAAUACUUAAA
This is a messenger RNA of Colias croceus (clouded yellow), 2781 nucleotides long. RefSeq names its product translocation protein SEC62 (gene Trp1). The record is from RefSeq and is a predicted model, not a curated record. Gene Ontology annotation, cellular component: endoplasmic reticulum; endoplasmic reticulum membrane. Bases 117 to 1232 code for a protein of 371 amino acids. Gene Ontology annotation, biological process: post-translational protein targeting to membrane, translocation. The transcript is spliced from 8 exons. Lineage: Eukaryota; Metazoa; Arthropoda; Insecta; Lepidoptera; Pieridae.